Molecule: messenger RNA, 1748 nt
Organism: Orbicella faveolata
Lineage: Eukaryota; Metazoa; Cnidaria; Anthozoa; Scleractinia; Merulinidae
Product: RAC-gamma serine/threonine-protein kinase-like
Biological process (GO): protein phosphorylation
Molecular function (GO): protein serine/threonine kinase activity; ATP binding
Source: RefSeq, a predicted model, not a curated record
CCCAACUGGUCCACAGCCUCUUGCUGACUUUCGCUCCAGACUAGCGAAACGCUGAAGCUGAAUUUGUCACUGUCCAGUAUUGUUAAGAUCUUAAGGAAUAACAAACAGAGUUUGUACAGCAAGUUAAACCAUGUCUGGAAGUGGUCCAAGCAAUGGUGCUACCAUUGUUAAAGUGGGAUGGCUCCAAAAGAGAGGGGAAUACAUCAAGAAUUGGAGACCCAGAUACUUUCAGUUAUGGAGUGAUGGCAGUUUCAUAGGUUACAAGGAAGUCCCCAAAUCAAGAGAAGUAGAGCCCCUUAACAACUUUUCUGUGGCCAAAUGCCAGAUAAUGAGACAAGAAAAGCCAAAGGCAAAUUCAUUCAUUAUAAGAUGCUGGCAAUGGACAACACUUAUAGAAAGGACUUUCCAUUUAGACAACACUGAUGAAAGGGAAGAGUGGAUUACCGCCAUUCAAGAGGUCGCAAAUAAGUUGCGUGAAAAUGACAAAGACAAGUCAGAUGAGAUCACUAUAGGAAGUCAAAAAGUGACCUUUGAUGACUUUGCUAUGCUGAAAGUGUUAGGAAAAGGAACAUUCGGCAAGGUCAUGCUAGCAAGGGUGAAAAAGACCGGUGAAGUCGUAGCACUGAAGAUUUUAAAGAAAGAAGUUAUUGUUGCCAAGGAUGAAGUUGCACAUACGCUAACAGAAAACAGAGUCUUGAAGACAACAGUCCACCCAUUCCUGACGGAAUUGCGAUCCUCCUUCCAAACAAAAGACAGAUUGGUAUUUGUGAUGGAAUAUGUCAAUGGUGGUGAGCUUUUUUUCCAUUUGUCCAGAGAACGUGUGUUCUCAGAAGAGCGGUCAAGGUUUUAUGCAGCUGAAAUUGUGCUGGCUGUCAAGUACCUCCAUGACAACAAAGUCGUUUACAGAGAUCUUAAGCUUGAAAAUCUUCUCCUCGACUCUGAUGGUCAUAUCAAAAUCACUGACUUCGGUCUGUGUAAAGAAGAUAUCACAUAUGGAGCAACAACCAAGACUUUUUGUGGCACCCCUGAAUACCUUGCCCCUGAGGUUCUGGAAGACAAUGACUAUGGCCGAGCUGUGGAUUGGUGGGGUGUGGGUGUGGUCAUGUACGAAAUGAUGUGUGGCCGUCUACCUUUCUACAACAGAGAUCAUGAAGUUCUCUUUGAACUUAUUCUGACGGAAGAGGUGAAGUUUCCAUCCAGAAUCACUGAUAAAGCAAAAAGUAUCCUCGCUGGGCUUUUAGAGAAAAAUCCUUCAAAACGUCUUGGUGGUGGACCUGAUGAUGCUAAGGAGGUCAUGCAACAUCCUUUCUUUAGCACAAUUAAUUGGGAAGACAUUUACAACAAGAGGGUAAAACCUCCAUACAAGCCUGUCGUUAAAUCGGACACUGAUGUGUCAAAUUUUGAUGAAGACUUCACCAACGAGCCAGUCAAACUGACACCCCCAGAAGGAGACCUUGCAGAGAUUCCAGAGGAAGAAGAGGCUUUUAAUCAGUUUUCCUACACUCCUGACAAGGGAAAUGACCUCCAGUCAUGACAAUGCUGAGCAUGUGAUGAUGAAGUGUUCUAGAAAUGAUACUGUCCUAAGUGUUAGCUACUGUUCACACUACUUUUGCUAAUUCUCGUUUACAAUCAAGAGCUGCAAACUUAAGUCUGACAAUAAAAUGUUGAUCCCUUAAGAAAUUCUCAAAACAGCCCACUCUCUCCCUUCCCCCAAGAAAAAAAAAAUUGGCCAACUUAUGGCAUGUAAU